Molecule: messenger RNA, 1127 nt
Organism: Papilio xuthus (Asian swallowtail)
Lineage: Eukaryota; Metazoa; Arthropoda; Insecta; Lepidoptera; Papilionidae
Product: Dpr-interacting protein gamma
Exons: 8
Cellular component (GO): neuron projection
Source: RefSeq, a predicted model, not a curated record
CGGGAAGCUGUUAUUGGUUGUGCAGUCAGCAAUCUCGGAAAACAUAAAGUGGGUUGGCUCCGUGCGGAGGACCAGACGGUUCUAACAAUGCACGACCGAGCGGUCCUCGGGGCGCGGUACUCAGUGAACAUGGACGCUCCGCACACGUGGCAACUACGUAUAAGACCACUAAGAGCUGAGGACCGUGGCUGCUACAUGUGUCAGAUCAACACACAGCCGACAAUGAUCUGGCAGAUUGGAUGUAUAGAUGUAUUCGUUCCUCCGGAUAUAAUAAGCGAUGACACAUCGUCAGACGUAUCGGUACAAGAGUUAGAAAACGCUACACUGACUUGCAAAGCAACUGGUCAUCCGCCCCCGAAGAUCACCUGGAGGAGAGAAGACCAUGAACCGAUCCUGCUCAAGAAACCACAAACUAGAGAAUUCGAAAAGGUGGAAAGUUACGUGGGCAGUUCGCUGCCUUUGUUGCGAGUUGACAGACGACAAAUGGGCACCUUCCUCUGCAUCGCCUCAAACGACGUCCCCCCCGCUGUCAGCAAGAGGAUAACCUUACUUGUUAAUUUUGCACCAACGGUAAAGGUUCCAAAUCAGUUGCUUGGCGCGCCGCUGGGCACUGAUGUCAAACUCAAGUGCUACGUGGAAGCCUAUCCUAACACUAUCAACUAUUGGAUUAAGAACAGAGGAGAGAUGCUUUUAGAUGGUCCAAAGUAUACGAUAAGGGAAGAGAAGACAUCGUACAAAGUAUCGAUGUGGCUCACAAUAAAACAGUUUUCAAAAAGUGACAUCGGUACAUACAACUGUAUUAGUACUAACUCGUUAGGGAAAAGCGAAGGAACACUCCGUUUAUACGAAAUAAAACUGAAUUCUCCGUCUGAAGAUUUUAAUAACCAGAUUAGCGUUGCUGGAGGUCUAACUGAAGUUGCAAAAGCGAUGUCCGAAGAUCAACAAAAUAAUCCGUUAUUAACAAUAUGCUGUUUAUUAUUGUCAAACAUGUUUAUUUAGAUUUAAAAAUGAAAUUCCAAUUGUAAAUAGAUGAUUUAUGCUUUACAGUAAUACGAUUACAAAAAAUGUUUUGUAAAUAAUUGUUAAUACGACAAACAAUACAACGAUUAUUAUGUUUUAAACGCGUG